This is a messenger RNA of Didymodactylos carnosus, 1227 nucleotides long. Lineage: Eukaryota; Metazoa; Rotifera; Eurotatoria; Philodinida; Philodinidae. The record is from the annotation of a GenBank genome assembly.
AUGAAUUUAAAUGGAAUACAAACAUCGUUUUUACUGGUUGCUGUAUUGGCAAUGAUUUUUUCAAAUACCAAUGAGGUUAAUUUAAUUGAAGAAACAAUAUUCAAAUGGGACAAUUUAACUUCAAAAACAAUUCUAGAUAAUGACAAAAUAAUGCCAAAUUCAACUGGUCUACCACAUUCCAAUGAUGAACCAACAAUAAUUUUAUCGAAUUCUUCGCGAGAUGAAAUUAAUUCGAUGAUGAUUGACGAAUAUCUAACUGUUUCAGAUACACAUGUAUCCCCCCGAGUCAAACGGAUACUAAAAGAACUUUUUGGAAACUAUGAACCAUUUUGUUGGCGUCGAUCAUAUGGACGUGGUGCUGGACGAUAUCUUCAUACAUGUCCAGAAAAUGAAAAUGAUCAAGACGGCUUAUUGUGCUAUAAACCGUGCAACGAGGGUUUCAAUGGGGUGGGACCUGUAUGCUGGGAAGAUUGUGGUGAACAAAAUAUGACGUCACUAGGAUUCGGUUGUAUAUCUGUCAAAUCAUCGACGCGACUUUGUCCUUGGUACGAUAAAUGUGGUUUAACCUUCAAAAGAGGAUGUGCAGAAUGUCCACCGAAUUAUACAAACCUUGGCUGUUUAUGUACGCGCGCUUUUUUUCGUAAAAGCUACGGACGAGGUGUGGGCUCAUCAAUGAUUUGUUCGUCGAAUUAUGAACAAGAUGGUUUACUAUGUUAUGAUAAAUGUGAAAAAGAGUACUACGGUAUCGGUCCAGUUUGUUGGCAGUAUUGUCCAGAAAAUCAACCGGUCGCCUGUCUAGCAGGAUGCGCGAAGACAACAAAAGACUGUCAUACAGCUGUGAUUAAUAUGGUACAAUCUGUAGCAGGAGCAUCUCUGAAACUACUACACAUCGUACUGGGUAUACCAUUACUCGAUUUGUUCGCAGUCGAUAUGAUAGCAAAUGCAGUAAAAGGUGAUUGGUCGAAGGUUGUAAAAGACAUGAGUCGAAUUGCUUUGUCAUUUGCUGACAAAGUUUUGCCAGAUCUUGCUAAAAAAUUUUUCGACUGGGGAUUUGGUACAGUUCAGUCAGCAACAAAAAAUGCGAGUUUAUUAUUGACUGUUGCUGCGUUCAAAGACAUACGUGGUCUAUCACCAUUCAUCAAGUUUUUCAGAUUAGAUGGUUUGAUAAAUGCUUUUAAUCACGGAUUGUGUGACCUGAGAGAAGAUGUCGACGAUGUGGAAAACUAA